Physella acuta is the source of this 6156-nucleotide messenger RNA. RefSeq names its product ADAM 17-like protease. The record is from RefSeq and is a predicted model, not a curated record. Gene Ontology annotation, molecular function: metalloendopeptidase activity. Lineage: Eukaryota; Metazoa; Mollusca; Gastropoda; Physidae. Gene Ontology annotation, biological process: Notch signaling pathway; membrane protein ectodomain proteolysis. Gene Ontology annotation, cellular component: plasma membrane.
CAAAACCGAAAGUGUACACAAACAUUUUAAUCUAAAAUUCUAGGACUAAGAUCUAUUAAUAUUUGUAUGAAGUAGGCCUAGUGUAGUAUUUUGUUGUCGUUUAAUACUCAGGAAAGUAUUUAUUAUAAGUAUAAGUUAAUGAGACAUAAAAAGGCUAUGGAAUUUUAAGCAGGCCUAGCUCACUGUUGAGUGAUUGUUGGUUGACUGACUGUGUUCUCAUUUGGCGAUUUGGCAAUGAAAGUUUUUCAGUUUUGUGUUUUGGUAUGCGGAAUUGCAGCUGAACUCCAAGAUCAGUUGAGAUAUUUUGAGGUCCUCAACCAUGUAGACAUCAAGGUCAGGAAGAAGAGGAGUAUAGAUAACCCUGGUAAAGAAAAUAAAGAUGUCAGCUUUUCUGCUUUUGGGAAGAAAUUUGACUUGGUCCUCAGUCCUGGCUCUCCUGCUAUAGCUGGAGACUUCAGCGCUAAACUGGUCUACAAAGAUGGGUCGUCCUCUCCGCUUUAUGUCAAUCAGAACGAUUUUUACACUGGGCAUUUAUUAGGAAACAAAGAUAUAAAAGCAGAUGCUUAUACAGAAGAUGGAAUAUGGAGUGCUAAUGUUUAUGAAAAAGAUGAAAUUUAUUCUUUAGAACCAUCGUGGCGGCAUCUUCCACCUUCAGACAACCACAGCAUGAUUGUGUACCGUACAUCUGACAUCAAAUGGAACAACAUCUUCCCAGAUAUAGAUAAAAGCCCUAACAAAACGGUAAAAAUCUGCCAAUCAGCCCAUGCUGAAGAUGACCCUGAGUAUGUGUCAGUCACUGAGGAACUCUUAGAACAAGAAAGGGAAAACAGAAAACAUAUACCAAGACGUGAGCGUGCGUCAGUUGCACAGGACACAUGCCCCAUCAUUGCAGUAGCAGACUACACAUUCUUCACUGGGCCUGGGGGUGGCUUCCCUCAUAGGACAGCAAAUUACAUUAUCCAAGCUAUUCAAAAAGUGAACGCAAUUUACAGGAGGACAGUGUGGAAUGAUGAGUUGCAACUUAAAGGCUAUGGUUUCCAAAUCAAAGAGCUGAGGAUCCACCCAGAGCUGACAGAUGCGAGUCAGUACCACUCCAAUGGGCAGCACUACAACAUGAAAAAUGGCACAUGGCCUGACAACGAUUUGCUAACGCAAUUUGGUUUGGAUAAAGAUUUCCAUAACUUUUGCUUGGCACAUCUCUUUACACAUCGUCCUUUUGCUGGUGGAGUUCUUGGCCUUGCCUAUAUUGCUUCACCCCGCAAGUAUGCAAACGGUGGAAUUUGUUCAUUGAUACGAAAUAACCCAAGGGCAUAUAACACUGGUUUUAGCUCUACCAUGAAUACCAAGGGAAGCAAUCUGUUGACACAGGAAGCAGUGCUGGUUACUGCUCAUGGCCACAACUGGGGAGCUGAGCAUGACGCAGACACUAAUGAAUGUGCCCCUAGUUCUUUCAACAAGGGAAGAUUUCUCAUGUACCCUUAUGCUGUCAGUGGCUACGAUGAAAACAACGAUGACUUCUCACCUUGCAGUAAAAGGUACAUCACCUCAGUUCUUCAGACAAGAUCUAGCUCAUGCUUUAGAGGUAAGGAUUUCUGUCAUUAUUUACUAGGACUAGAACCAGAGACGCAAAGUGACAGAUACACAGCUAAUGUCCCCAUGUGUGGCAAUGGCAUCAUUGACAAGGGAGAGGACUGCGACAGUGGUGGCCUUGGUUUAACUGACAGAGACCCUUGCUGUUCCUCUCAGUGCAAGUUUAAAGGCAGCGCCACUUGCAGCUCAACCAACUUUGAGUGCUGUGAGAACUGUCAGAUGGCACCUCCAGGCGUCAUGUGUCGGGGUCGGAGUGUAGAGCAGUGCCAGGAAGCUGCCUAUUGCUCUGGUCUUAGCCUGGAUUGUCCACUUUCACCCCCAAUAGCAGACUCACCUGUCACUAAAUGUAUAGAUGAAGGCUACUGUAAAGGGGGACGAUGCUUGGACUAUUGUGAGAGACAGCAGAUAGGGCUACAGCCCUGCUUGUGUACUGAAUCUGGUCAUGAGUGCUUUAGGUGCUGUAGGUCCUCUAAUGGUACUUGCAGAAGUUAUGGGGAUGGAAAGGAUCAUUUGGCUGAUGGUAGACCCUGUUCAUUUGGAUAUUGUGUGGCUGGGAAAUGCCAAAAGGGUAAAGCUAAUAUGAUCCAGAGAUUGUUUUCUUUCAUAGAACAACUUGACACUAGUACACUAGUUGCCUUCAUGAAGAGCAAUAUUGUUGGGACAAUCAUAGUGUUCUCCCUUGUUAUUUGGAUACCUGCCAGUUGGACUGUCAGCUGCAUUGACAAGCGUCAUGUCAAGAAGACAAGGGUCUAUGAGAACCGCUGGGUUAGUAACGAGGCACUUCUCAAUCUCUCCAUACAGAACACACUACUGGCCAACCAGUACAAAAACUACAACGUCAAGGAGGCAACACACAGACGGGUGGAGCCUUACCCAGGGCAGAGGGGGGCCAGGCCAGACAAGGCCAGGUUACCCUUACUGCAGUCAGUGGCGCCCCCACCUCAUCGUGUCCAGCCACCAGAGCCUAAAGUGACCACUACCUACAAGUUCAAGGAGCAACAAGAGUUUGAGACCAGUAUUUGACCAUGUUACCAGGCUAGCACUACGGUAGCUUAGGAUCAAGUAUUGCAUGAUUUUCUGAAUCAAACAUUCUUCAAUUGAUGAUGCCCUAUGCUUCAAGUUCAGUCAGUUCCAUUAUUACAAUUUGUGCGUCCAUUUUACUAGUUUAUUUCUAUUAUUUUAAAUUAUUUAAUCUUGAUACCCAUUUCAUAGAUAAAAAGAAUAUGUUGUUUUGACUUCUAAUUAUUUUUUAAAUAAUUUUUUACAAUCUGUUAUUAAUGGUACACAAUUCUGAUUUUCACUUUGUUUACAAUGUAAUUCUUUGAUUUUUAAUGUAACUUUCACCUGUGACCUUUCAUCAUAAAAUGUCAGCUGUAUGCUUUUUUGUGACUUUACAGUGUAACCAUUGCACAAGACCUCUCAUAGUGACCUUUCAUUGUAACUAGUUCAAUAGACCUCUCAUAGUGACCUUUCAUUGUAACUAGUUCAAUAGACCUCUCAUAGUGACCUUUCAUUGUAACUAGUUCAAUAGACCUCUCAUAGUGACCUUUCAUUGUAACUAGUUCAAUAGACCUCUCAUAGUGACCUUUCAUUGUAACUAGUUCAAUAGACCUCUCAUAAUGACCUUUCAUUUUAACUAGUCCAAUGUACCUCUCAUAGUGACCUUUCAUUGUAACUAGUUCAAUAGACCUCUCAUAAUGACCUUUCAUUGUAACCAGUUCAAUAGACCUCUCAUAGUGACCUUUCAAUGUAGCUAAUUUAACUGACCUCUCAUUAAUCUCCUUACUGAAUAUUGCUCAAAUCAGCAUUGUUAUUAAAUGUUAUGUUUUUUACCUAAUGUUAUUCUUGAUGUCAUAAUGUAAGAUGAUCGUAUGUCGUUGUUUGGUGUCAAGCUUAAAAAUAAUGUCUUCUUUCUAUAACUUUUGUCAGUGAAAUUCAUAAUGUAAACAUUCCUCACAAAUUCAUUAAUGACAUUUGACAGUAUAGAUCUAUGGUAAACUUGACGUUAACCCAGUAUCUAAGUACAUUUAAUGUUGAUGAUGUUCUUUUCAACAGUGUUUGAUCAUUUACAUGACAUGAUGGUAUACUUCAUUUAACAUAAUCUCCUUGUGAAAUUGACAUUAACAACAUCUCAUAUAGAUAACAUUAACUUCUGGUGGUAAAAUUGACAUGUAUGGUAAACUUGACACUUUUUUUUGUAAUUUUGACAUUUCUGGUGUAGUUUUACAUUGGCCGCACCUUUUGGUAUCUCAGUGUAUGUCAGCCGUCACCAGCAUUAACUUUCAUGUCAGCAUGAUGUAACACUGUUUGUUGAAACCUAGCUGGUGUUUAAUUACUCCAGUAGUUUCUUUUACCAUUGCCAUAAUCCAAAUUUAGCUCUGAAAAUAAUCAAUAUUUUAUACCAUAUGUUCUAAUAAUAGGCCUUAUUAUUGUUUUUCCAAUUUUUCAUACUUAAUUUAGUUCUAUAAAUAACUAAUAUUUUUUAGAUUCUACUUCUGUUUUAUAGCUUUCAUUAUAAAAAUUGAUUUUAUAAUGUCUUGCACUGAAUCAUAUUUACUGUUCAUGCAAUUUUUUUUAUACUUCCUAGACUAUAUAAAUUUUGUUGCUAGACUAUUAUUAUAAUAAUUUUUAUAAUUCUAAUUAAUCAAUCAAAUAUAUGAUAAGCUCUGCAGCUUUUGUAUUUUGUUGUGUACUUUAAUUUCCAUGUAUUUAAAUAUUCAGGUUUUUUAGGGUUGUGAAUUUUCCUUUACACGUAUAUAUAAUAUGAGUUUGCACUUAUAACUGAACUUAACACAGUAAAAUAUUUCAGCAUUGCUCUUGUGUUUUAACCUAACCUUUUCCAUUGAGACUUUAAAAAAAUAAUAGUUUAACCAUUGCAAGAUAUUGGCAAAAAUUAAUGGCUAGUCAUCAAACAGUGUAUAAGUACAAUCUAUUCCAUCUGUUUUAUUUAUAAAGAAAACAAACAGCUUUUCAUUUGAUGAACUUUGACCUUUAAAGUAAAUAUAUUUUGGAAAAGUUUAUAGUUCAAUCUAUUGUGUCUAAUUCAUGAUGAAUUAUUUAAUUAUUGUAUAGAUUUUCACUGAGUCAGUAUAUUUAAUGCCAAUAGUAAUAACUGUUACUUUAUAGGUUAGAAUAAAUCUAAUGUUCAUUGGUGGAACUGAGAUUUAAUUGGGGAUCAGUUUUUAACUGGUAAUUUGCAUUUGUUUACCUCAAUGCAAUGAGAGCUCUACCAUUCUCCUUCACUGAUUGGUUAACAUUCCCCCAUGUGAUCUCAUGUGCCACAUGGUUGCUGAUAGUUUUUUGUUCUGCUGUGUUCUAUUUAUGUUUGGUUGACACCAUUAGUCCUAGCUUUAACCCUUGUUUUACCUGCCAUGUAUUAAUUGUGUGCACAAACCACAAUCACAGCCAGAGGCGUAGCGACCCUUCCCGGCGCCAGGGGACAAACUUUCAAUUUGGCGCCCCCCUCCCAUACAUUUUUUAUAUUUAUAAUCCAAAACUGAAGCUAAAAUGAGCUUUUAAUUAUUUUUUUUCAACCCAUUUUGGCGCCCCCUAGGGUCGGCGCCCUGGGACAUAUGUACACCCCCCCCCCCGUCUUGUUGCUACGCCUCUGGUCACAGCUAUCCUUUGUGGGAGUAGCCUAUAUUGCUUCUCUAGAACCAGACUUGUAACUCCAGUUUUCAAAAAUGUUCACUUAAAUUCUUUCAUGUUUUACUUUUUAUUGUUAGUUUCUAUAUUAAGAAAUGGAAUUGCCAUAUAAUAAUGGGGACUGAUAUGCCCCAUGCUUAAAACAUUUAGAACUGUUUAUAAAUCUAGUUAAAAUUGAAAAAUGGAGUUAAACCUAUUUGACUCCAGAAAGUGAUAUUCUAACUUAACAUUUUAAAUAUUUAACUCCUGGAGAAUGUGCAUGUAGUCUUUGAAUGUAAUAAUCUGUGGACUGUGACUAACUUAAACAAGCAUGUUAUUUAACAUUCUAGAUUUAUUUUUAAAUCCUCAACUGGUUUUACUAAAAAAUGGCUCUAGCAUGCUUUUAUACCAAUUAUAUUUUACAUUGUAUGUGCUUUGUUAUUUAUUAUAUGACAGUUUAUUAAAUUUUAUCUAACAAUUUAUACCAUUAUCUCAUUUUACUGAAGUUUCACUUGCACUUUCAUUACUAACUCUUUUGAAGCCUUAUUCAAAUUAUUUUUUUAUAUACGAAGUUUUACCAUAAUUUCUUUAAAUUUACUAUUAAUUAAAUUCUUUAACCAACAUCAGUUACAACAACCUAUUUUAAAAUAAGUUUGAAUAUAUCAUAUUCUAUUUUUAGAUUUUAUCAGCAUGUCUUUAUAAAUAGAAUAGUUAAUGAUUUCUUUAGCCUGACAAAGCUAGGAUAAUAAUGUGACAUAAAUAAAAACUAAGCAAUGUUUAUAAUCCUAAGUAAAAGUGAAAUCAGCUCCAGUCAAAAAUCUAAAUGUUCUGCUGUGUUGUAAUCAAGAUGUCUUUUUAAAAAAUAUAUUAGAUUGUGCCUCUGUAUGUUUUAAUUACAUCUGUAUGUUCAGAUAAUGAACCUAAGCAAUAAUUAAAGAAAUG